GGGAGACGAGGGAACAUGUGGAGAGUGUCUUCCUCAUAUCAAAGAGCAACUGCGCCUUUGUCAAUUACAGAACGGAGGCGGCCUGUAUGGCGGCCUUGUCGAGGAUCCAUGACUCCAAGUACCAGGGCGCUCGUCUUGUCUGUCGACCGCGUCGGGGCGAUGGCUCCCCGGCCGCUCGUCCCGGUGCCACAAACGGCUUGACCCGCUCACUCUCUACGAAGGAUCAAGCUGCGAGAGACACCGGCGGGGCAAGGGCCCGGGGUGAUGGCUCCGAGUCCGAGCGAGUGGCUCACAGAUACUUCAUCGUGAAGAGUCUGACGGUGGAAGACCUCGAAGCUAGCCGUCGCAGUGGCAUCUGGGCGACGCAAGUCCAGAACGAGGACGUUCUGAACCAAGCUUUUCAGACCGCAGACGACGUCUAUCUGAUCUUCUCGGCCAACAAGUCGGGCGAAUACUACGGAUACGCGCGGAUGAUGUCGUCCAUCCAGGAGAACGGCGAUCCGACCCUCCAGAUGCCAUUUCGACCGCGACAGAGUGUACCGGGGUCAGAGGAGUUGAACCUGACCGCUACACCGGCGACAACCUUCGCCCCUUCCGGGCGGAUCAUCCGAGACCUAGGCCGGGGGACGGUCUUCUGGGAGGCCGACUCGUCCGAGGGCGAGCCGGAGGAGGAAGAAGAGCGAAAGGAAGCGGGAGCCGACGACGCUGCCGACGACGAAUCGCCAGGACCGGAGGGCGUCGAGGUUCAGUCCAUCGGGAGACCGUUCCGGAUCCAGUGGCUCUCCGCCGAACGAGUGCCCUUCCAUCGCACGCGGGGGUUGCGGAACCCUUGGAAUGGGAAUCGGGAUGUGAAGGUCGCUCGAGACGGGACUGAGAUCGAGUCGACUGUUGGGGAGAGGCUUCUUGGGCUGUUUCACUCUGCUUUGCCGAAUUGAUAAGGUCGUUUUCGUUAGGGGGGGCCCGUUCGGCUGCGCACGUGCAGUACAUCGCAUCCCUCGUUUCGAUUUCGUACGAGCCUACGGUGCAUCCCUGCGAGAACUCCUCCGGGCCCGGUCUCUUGAACUGCUCUGACUACCAGGAUGUUGCAUGUGACGCGGCGAGAUCUGGAAGACUCAAUGUUACAGAGCACACAUGAUCCGGAGGAGCUGCCAUCCAGGACGACGAGUUAGAACAACUAGAAAUUUGAUCUUCCAAUGAAUUAUCACAAAAUCCUUUUGAGGGUGUUUACCGGACAGCCGUUGGUGGAGUUCCCACCAGAAAUCACCGUAGCGGCGGAAGUGGCCA
Messenger RNA from Aspergillus candidus, 1284 nucleotides. RefSeq names its product YTH domain-containing protein. Gene Ontology annotation, cellular component: nucleoplasm. The record is from RefSeq and is a predicted model, not a curated record. Bases 87 to 935 code for a protein of 282 amino acids. Lineage: Eukaryota; Fungi; Ascomycota; Eurotiomycetes; Eurotiales; Aspergillaceae. Gene Ontology annotation, molecular function: N6-methyladenosine-containing RNA reader activity; mRNA binding. The transcript is spliced from 2 exons. Gene Ontology annotation, biological process: mRNA splicing, via spliceosome; regulation of alternative mRNA splicing, via spliceosome.